UAUAAUUGCCAUCGCAAGUUUCCAACUUUAAAUUCCUGCGCAACAGAGGAGGAAGAAAGCCAACUAUUUUGCAAAAGCAGCCAAGCCAUGGUCGAAGCUAAGACGAAUGGAACUUCAUGCAAAAGAGGCUCAAAGAGACUCAACUCUUUUGAAAAAGACCGCAUUAGCAGCUUACCUGAUGACCUCCUCUGUCACAUCAUUUCCUUCUUGCCAUCAACCCUACUAGCUGUGAGAACUUCCGUUUUAUCAAAAAGAUGGCAUCUUCUUUGGACCCAUGUUCCAAACAUCAAUCUCCAUCAGCAAGACAUGCCACAGUUCUACAACUGUCAACAGUCCUGUGAAUAUUUCUCCACACUGGUUGAUAAAACCCUGAAGUCUUAUUCUUCCUCGAAGGUCAAUAAAUUCUGCAUCCAAUUCCCCUCAAAUUUUAUUGACUCGUGGGCUCGAAUGGACUCGUGUGUCCGGUUUGCCGUGGGAAGGGACGUCGAGGAUCUUACUUUUGAUAUUUCUGGCUACGGGUUGGAAAUAGUAAGAUUUCCCGAUGACCGUGGUUACUCGUUGCCUCAAUUCUUCUACCACAAUUCUCAGUUGCGGAAUUUGAAGACCGGUUUUUGUGAGUUUGUGCCUGAUGGGAGAGUCUCAUGGUCAUCACUCAAGGAUUUGAGUAUAGCGCAUGCGACGUUGACUGAUGAAGUGAUGCAAAAUGUUCUAGAUGGGACUCCUUUACUUGAAUCCUUGAAAUUGCUCUCCUGCAUUGGAAUUCAUAGGCUUGAUCUUUCUUUGAAUUCUCAUUUGAAGGAGUUAGUUAUUAGUGGAACUGUUCUUCCUUAUGAAGAGGAAUAUACUGUGCUUGAGAUUUCAGGUCCUCACCUUAUGAUUUUGGAAAUUUUGGGUCGUUGGCGUAAGAAGAAGUGUCUAUUGAUGAAUAUGUCAUCUUUGAUCAGGGCUUCCUUAGAUUUUGAAGUGUUAGAAUAUUAUCCUUGUGAAAAGAGGAAUGAUUUCUUCGAGAGGGGUCGAAAUUUUGUCAAGGAGUGUCUCGAGAAUGUCCAUCAUGCUAGGAUACUAAAACUAGGAAGUUGGUGUAUUCAGGUUCUAUCAACAUGGAGGAUGACGAAUGCUCUGCUGUCUCCAUCAUUGAGUCGCAAAUGCUUAAUUCUUGAUGUUGACAGUUUCGGUAACCAUUACCUCCCUGGGAUAGCAAGUCUGCUUUGCUGUUCAUAUAACCUACAUGAAUUGUUUAUAAAUAUGUGCCCUGAUGCCAGAUAUCGUCAAAUGUUCUACCUUGAGUCAGAAUUCAGCAACUCUGAUGAUGAUUUUGGGGAGAAUUAUUGGACAUCGCAGAAGAUAAUUUUGAGUCAUUUAUUGUUGCAUCUCAAGACUAUCAAGAUAUCCAGCCUCCUUAUGAAAUCAAAAAGUCGUUUUGGCCAUGAACGUGUAUUUGCAUUUCUGGGGUUCCUGCUCAAGAAUGCCAGUGUGCUGGAGGAGAUGAUUAUAUAUGGUUCUCGUGUUGGACGUGGGGUCUCUGAAACAGAAGUUCUCAAUAUGGCCUUAAAAUUGAUAAGCUUCCCAAGGUGUUCUCCUCGCGCUGUGAUUUUGUUUCCCUACUGAUGUCAUAAGCAUAGUAAAUUUAUAGUUCUUUUAUGCAAAACAGAAAAAAGAAAAAUUCAAAAGAACUUGUUUUGAGUGCUUGUUUGAUUUCAAUUAAAUUUAGCAGAAUGGUUGUUGUCACAUUCUAAUUUCCAUUUUGUUGGAUGUAUUUUCGUUUAAAUCAGUUGCAGAUCUGGAGGUUUAACAAUCCAUUCAUGGUGCUGGGAUUGUGUCCACUGGUAAUGAAGGGAAUACUGCAAAAUAGCAUUGAAUUCUUUGUUCA
This is a messenger RNA of Hevea brasiliensis (rubber tree), 1870 nucleotides long. RefSeq names its product F-box protein At5g03100-like. The record is from RefSeq and is a predicted model, not a curated record. Bases 88 to 1608 code for a protein of 506 amino acids. Gene Ontology annotation, molecular function: protein binding. NCBI's taxonomy places the organism in Eukaryota, Viridiplantae, Streptophyta, Magnoliopsida, Malpighiales, Euphorbiaceae. The transcript has 3 exons.